GUCCCUUCACAGAUGUAGUGACUACAAAUCUUAAACUACGAAAUCCAUCAGAUAGAAAAGUAUGUUUCAAAGUGAAGACCACAGCUCCUCGCCGGUACUGCGUGAGGCCAAACAGUGGAAUCAUUGACCCAGGAUCAUCUGUCGUCGUCUCAGUAAUGCUGCAGCCUUUUGACUACGACCCAAAUGAGAAGAGUAAACACAAGUUCAUGGUACAAACAACCUAUGCACCACCAAAUAUUUCAGAUAUGGAGGCAGUGUGGAAAGAAGCAAAACCUGAUGAGUUGAUGGACUCCAAGUUGAGAUGUGUGUUUGAAAUGCCCAACGAAAAUGAUAAACUGAACGACAUAGAUGUGAGCAAACCCUCUCCAGCCCUGAACACAUCCAAGCAGGACGGCCCCAUGCCCAAAUCCCACAGCGUUUCCCUCAACGACACCGAGACGAGGAAGCUCAUGGAGGAGUGCAAAAGACUUCAGGCAGAGAUCAUGAAGCUCACGGAUGAAAACAGGCACCUGAGAGAUGAAGGCUUGAGGCUCAGGAAGGUCACGCACUCGGAUAAAUCCGCAUCCCCCACAGCUCUGGCCCUCAGAGAGAACGGGUCUAAUUCUCUUCCUUCACUUCUUGUUGUAAUUGCAGCCAUUUUCAUCGGAUUCUUUCUAGGGAAAUUCAUCUUGUAGAAAGAAGGAGUGAGAGAAGCAUGCAAAAAAAAAGCAGCUUCUUUGUUUUUGUUUU
Molecule: messenger RNA, 729 nt
Organism: Merops nubicus (carmine bee-eater)
Lineage: Eukaryota; Metazoa; Chordata; Aves; Coraciiformes; Meropidae
Gene: VAPA
Product: VAMP (vesicle-associated membrane protein)-associated protein A, 33kDa
Exons: 5
Biological process (GO): neuron projection development
Cellular component (GO): plasma membrane; endoplasmic reticulum membrane
Molecular function (GO): FFAT motif binding
Source: RefSeq, a predicted model, not a curated record